This is a messenger RNA of Branchiostoma belcheri (Belcher's lancelet), 600 nucleotides long. RefSeq names its product MRG/MORF4L-binding protein-like. Gene Ontology annotation, cellular component: NuA4 histone acetyltransferase complex; nucleus. The coding region runs from base 4 to 570 and encodes 188 amino acids. The record is from RefSeq and is a predicted model, not a curated record. The transcript is spliced from 5 exons. Gene Ontology annotation, biological process: regulation of transcription by RNA polymerase II. Lineage: Eukaryota; Metazoa; Chordata; Leptocardii; Amphioxiformes; Branchiostomatidae.
GACAUGCGUGCUGAAUGGACCAUACCCAACAUGGCGGCAGGUGAGAGAAAAGAGCGCGAGAAGCGAGCGUCCGGGCGUGAAGCACGUAAAACUGACGACGGCGCCCCUCCAGUCGACUGGAGCGUGGACCUGGAGAUCAACCUGUUCCAGGCUAUGAGAGGACACAAGCCUGUUGGUGUGAACCGACACUUCCAGAUGGCAUGUAUCCACGAAAAACUGAACCAGAUGGUCAACCGGCACAUCAGUGUACAGCAGAUCUGGAACCAUCUGGAUGACAUGUAUGAUAUGCCAGCACUGCAUGACUCAGAAAUCCUGCCUUUCCCAAACAGCCAGACAGAGUUUAUCCUUCCAGACGACAUCAGAAACCCUGACGAGUCGUUUGACACAGCUUCUCCCAGGGACUCAGAUAUGGGUGGAGCCAAGUCCAGUCGUGGAGCUGGGACAGGAGCCACCAACACACCCGACAGCUCACCUAAGCGGAAAAGGACGCGGCAGCUGGCAUCGUCAAGCCCUUCAAGUCCCGCCAACCCUCCCAGUUCCACAAAGAGAAGGAGAUUGCAGAAUGUGUAGUUCUAAUGAGCACCCUCCCCUUCUCAUAGA